Salarias fasciatus (jewelled blenny) is the source of this 1883-nucleotide messenger RNA. RefSeq names its product succinate-semialdehyde dehydrogenase, mitochondrial-like. The record is from RefSeq and is a predicted model, not a curated record. Gene Ontology annotation, biological process: GABA catabolic process. Gene Ontology annotation, molecular function: succinate-semialdehyde dehydrogenase (NAD+) activity. The transcript has 10 exons. The coding region runs from base 37 to 1578 and encodes 513 amino acids. Gene Ontology annotation, cellular component: mitochondrion. NCBI's taxonomy places the organism in Eukaryota, Metazoa, Chordata, Actinopteri, Blenniiformes, Blenniidae.
AAGAACCGGAGCUCUCAGCCCGCCUGUCAGCCCGGUAUGUCGGCCGUGUGCGCGCCCAGCAUCCGCCGCCUCCUCCAGGUCGUCUCUCCCGGGGUGACCGCCGCCAUGCUCCGCAGCUACAGCCUGGACGUGUCCGCUCCGCUGCUCCGGACGCAGGGCUACGUGGACGGCCGCUGGGUGUCCGCAGCCUCGGUGUUCCCCGUCCUGGACCCGGCCACCGGGCAGGAGAUCGCCCGGGUGGCGGACUGCGGCGCGGCGGAGGCCAAGCAGGCGGUGGACGCCGCGUACAAGGCGUUCCAGUCCUGGAAGCGCUCCACGGCCAAGGAGCGCAGCAUCCUGCUCAGGAAGUGGUUUGACCUCCUGACCCUGCACAAAGAAGACCUGGCCAGGCUGAUCACCUUCGAAUCGGGGAAACCCCUGAAGGAGUCUCUGGCUGAGGUCACCUACUCCGCCUCCUUCCUGGAGUGGUUCUCCGAGGAGGCCCGGCGGGUUUACGGAGACAUCGUCCCGUCUCCCCUCAGAGACCGAAGGAUCUUCCUGCUGAAGCAGCCGGUGGGCGUGGCCUCCAUCAUCACCCCGUGGAACUUCCCCAGCGCCAUGAUCACCAGGAAGGUGGGAGCCGCUCUGGCCGCCGGCUGCACGGUGGUGGUGAAACCGGCCGAGGACACGCCGCUGUCCGCGCUCGCUCUGGCAGAGCUGGCGGAGCAGGCCGGCAUCCCGGCGGGGGUCUUUAACGUUGUCCCCUGCUCCAGAGAGGAGACUCCGGCGGUGGGUCAGGUCCUCUGCACCGACCCCCUGGUGGCCAAAAUCUCCUUCACCGGCUCCACCGCCACCGGGAAGGUGUUGCUAAAAAUGGCCGCUGACACAGUGAAGAAGGUUUCCAUGGAGCUGGGAGGCCACGCCCCCUUUAUCGUGUUUGACAGUGCCGAUGUGGACCGGGCGGUCAGCGGAGCCAUGGCGUCCAAGUUCAGGAACUCUGGACAGACCUGCGUGUGCUCGAACCGCUUCCUGGUCCAGAGCGGGAUCUACGACCGCUUCGUGGAAAAACUGGGACGAGCGAUGGACGCCGAGCUCCGCAUGGGCCACGGCUCGGACCCCCAAACCACCCAGGGGCCGCUCAUCAACCAGCGCGCCGCAGACAAGGUUGAGCAGCAGGUGUCGGACGCCGUGUCCCGGGGAGCCUCGGUUCUGCGGGGCGGGAAGCGUCUCCACGGCUCCUUCAUGGAACCGACGCUGCUGGUGGACGUCAGCACCGACAUGCUGUGUACGAAGGAGGAGACGUUCGGCCCGCUGGUUCCCGUCCUCAGAUUCAGCACCGAGGAGGAAGCUCUGGCCAUAGCGAACGCUUCCAACGUGGGGCUGGCAGGUUACGUCUACUCGCAGGACGUGAGUCAGAUCUGGCGCGUGUCGGAGCGGCUGGAGGUGGGGAUCGUCGGGGUGAACGAGGGCCUGCUCUCCACCCCCGAGGCCUCCUUCGGGGGGGUCAAGGAGUCCGGUCUGGGCUCCGAGGGCUCCAGGUACGGCAUCAACGAGUACCUGGAGCUCAAAUACAUGUGCUUAGGAAACCUGGAGCCGUAAGCCACGGCCAACGCCGCAGACACAGGAAGUGUCUUCAGAUCGCACGCUGAUCAGCUGAUGAGUUCCUGAAGAACUCAAACUAAUGAAAUUAUUUUGUUUACGGUUUGAAACUGACUGGAGUUUGUAGUUUUCUGUCUUCAGUGGAAGAAACGUUCAGAUUCUUGGUUUUCUCCACAAACUGCUUCAAGCGGCACGAAUCCCUUCAGUCUGUUUCAGAAAUGAGAUUUCUAACAAGUUUGAACGCUGACCUGAAAUGUUUUUCAUCUUCCUGGAUUUAACUUUUUGAGAUGACCUUUUCUUUCAUU